Molecule: messenger RNA, 2595 nt
Organism: Colletotrichum karsti
Lineage: Eukaryota; Fungi; Ascomycota; Sordariomycetes; Glomerellales; Glomerellaceae
Exons: 8
Coding region: 1-2595 (864 amino acids)
Biological process (GO): purine nucleobase catabolic process
Cellular component (GO): cytoplasm
Molecular function (GO): allantoinase activity
Source: RefSeq, a predicted model, not a curated record
AUGAAGAGAAAACAACCACCAAAGACCGUAUCAAUCCCCGUUGGAAUGACAAAGACGGUGGACAUCGUCUUCGAGAACGGCAUAAUCAGGUCCGUCACAAAGCACGAGUCCAACACUGAACUACCCAGAGACAUUGUCUCAUACAACGUCAACGGGAGGUUCGUCACCCCAGGUCUCGUGGAUAUUCAUUCCCAUCAUCUCGAGCUGCCCUUCUCCUCAGUCUCGGCAACUCAAGACGUGAACGAGAAACCAGGUCUCGGCCCCAUCACACCCUUCGUGAGAGCAAUCGACGGUUUCAAACCCUAUGAUCCGGCGAUCAAAAUCAUCGCAUCAGGCGGCGUCACUUCAUCGCUCAACCUCCCCGGGUCCGGCAACAUCAUCGGCGGUCAGGGGUACUUGGUCAAGAACCUGCCUUUCCCAGGCGAGAAUGGGGAACCGGUCGUGGAAGAGCUUCUCCUGGAACACGGGAUUCCGGAGGAGAAGCGUCAGCGAUACUUGAAGAUGGCUUGCGGCGAGAAUCCAAAACAUUUGUACGGUCACACCCGCCUCGGAAACGUCUGGCUUCUGCGACAGCACCUCGAGAAGGCGCAGAAGCUGAAGAACAAGCAAGAGGCUUGGUGCCGAAACGCUCACGACGUUGAUGCCUCACGGUUCAGACAACGUCAAAUUGCAAAUUUCAUCGAGGAAAAGGGUGAGAUUCCCGAGGACUUGGAACUUGAAGCCACUGUCGCGCUACUCAGAGAAGACUUCAAUGUCAACAUUCACUGCUACGAGCCGGAAGACUUUGAGAGGAUGCUAGCUGUCUUGCAUGAGUUUGGCGUUCACCCCCAGGCCUUUCAUCACGCGCUGGAGGCCUGGCAAGUCCCGGAAUUUCUGAAGCAACAGGAGAGGAAUAUCACCAUUGCUACCUUUGCGGAGAACGCAUUGUUCAAACACGAGGCUUACGGAGCAAACCUAAGAGGUCCACAGAUCUUGGACGACCAUGGUAUCCGGGUUGUUUUGAAAUCGGACCAUACUGGAGAAAGCAACCAUGCCAAGUAUCUCGUAUACCAAGCCGCGGUCUCUCACUCCUUCGGCUUAUCAGAGAGCAAAGCCCUGCAGUCCGUGACAUCUGCCGCCGCGAAAUCCAUCCAACAAGCCCACCGCAUCGGGUUCGUUCGCCCGGGGUACGAUGCCGACCUGGUCGUUUGGGAUUCACACCCACUUCAAGUUGGUGCCACGACUAUCCAAGUCUUCGUGGAUGGUCGAGAGGUGCUCGAUGCUGAUGACUCUGUCGCAAAGCUGGAGACAUCAGCUGCACCGUCGGACUUGGCCGUACCGAGUUCAAAGCUCUCGAUCACACAAGAAGAACAGGCAGCGGUCUGCGGAAAGGCCACUCAACCUGGAACCAAGAUCGUCUUCAGUGGUAUUAAGCAGGUCCUUCUGGAAAACUCGCCACUCGAUGAUGAGCAUGGUGAAGGCAAUGAUGGACUAGUCAUGGUCAUGGACAACGGGGAGAUAGUCUGUCUCGAUAUUGCCUCCAAGUGCGUGUCCUCCCACAACGAAGACACCACGUUCGAAAUCAACUUCAAAAAUGGCUACGUCACGCCCGGUCUGGUCGCGUUUGGCAACAACAUCGGCAUCCUUGACAUCUCCUCGGAGCCCUCAACAGGCGACGGCUCGCCCGGCCGCAAGGGCAGCGCGCUGAAUGAGCAGAAGGACUUGCACUAUGCCAAGUACGGCGUCCAUUUCGGCGGGAGAGGCUUCGGUCGAGCUCGCGUUGGCGGUGUUACCAGAGCUAUCACUGCCCCGAUAUUUGGAGGAGGAGCCCUUCGGGGAGUCAGUGUUGGUCUGCGGACCAGCGAGAAUGCUACCGUGCUUGGCGGCGGUAUCUGGAAGGACGAAGUUGCUUUGCACUUUGCCAUCGGCCAGGAAGCCAAGGGCGAUGAUACGCCGACCAUAUCGUCUGGCAUCGAGCGUCUGCGUCAGGUUCUCGAGGAAGGCCAGCAGACGAGCAAGCAGGACAGCGUCUACGCACGCGCUGCUAGCGGCACCCUGCCUUUAGUCAUAUACACUGUGAAUGAGGAUGACAUCUCUCAAGUAAUCCUCCUCAAGCGCGACUUUCCAUCCGUAAACUUUGUAAUCUAUGGUGGACAUGCGGCCCCUUUGGUCGCGAAGGAGCUCGCAGAAGCAAAGAUCCCCGUCAUUCUCACCGGCAAUCGCGGCGCACCCGACAAAUGGGAGAAGAAGUCCGUCUUCGCCGGACCCCCCUUGAGCCCCAGCCCUGCCCAAGUCUUGAUCGAUGCCGGCGUACUCGUAGCCCUUGCAGUCCGUGGUGACUCGAAGGUGCAUGGGCUUGCGCAGGAGGCUCAGUGGGCAGUCAAGUUUGCUGGUCUGAGUGAGAAAGAGGCGAUCAAGCUGGUGUCGACGAACUUUGACAAGAUUCUUGGAUUUGACCUGGAGGAUAAGGGUGGAGUCAAAGAGAACAUAUAUGGUGGUGACUUCGUCGUCUGGGAAGGUAACCCGCUUCGCGGAGAGGGAAGUGUUGUGGUGAGCGUGCAGGAUGAUGGAAAGAUUGGGGAUUGCUGGCCUGAUCAUGAGGGUGCUGUUCUUUGA